AUUUGUCACUUCAAAUUGACUCCACAAAAUACAAGUCUGCUAUUGAGCAACCGCAGGACAUUCUGCUUCAGUGAAAUGGCAAACGAAUACCUAUUUCUUCUGGCGUUCGUUGCAUCGCUUCGAUUUAAAUUUGUUUCUUCGUUCAAUCUCGAUAGUAAAGAUACGUUCGUUUACAAAGGUGCAGCUGGUGAAUAUUUUGGCUAUUCGGUAGCGUUACAUGCGCAAGGAAAAGAUGAUCGAUGGUAAGUUUAUCAAAUGUAAUAUUAACGACGCUAGUUUACUUUACAAACAAGUAUUUUGAUUAUUACCAGUAGCUUAAUUUAUACAAUAGAGGAAACUCGGACUUAAAAGGAAAGAAACUAAGGAAAACUCUGCUCCUUGGUCGUGUUUUUAAAGCUCCGUUCUGAAGGCUUCAUGGAAAAACCGGAAACUUGGAAUUUUAAUAUAUGGCUGCUCUCAUAUAGGAAACUUGUUCUAUAAAAUAAUUGUUAUAAAUGGAACAUAAAGCGUUCCACUCGAUGAUCGCACAAUUGAAUCGAAGGACUAAUAUACAAGAGUAAUGAAACCCAUCGUAUUUGUCUGUCUGUAUUGGUUACAUGUAAAAACUACAUAAUACAUUUGAAAUCGGCGCUGACAGAAAAAAACACCGGGCUCUUUGAGUGUAAAAGCCUGCCUCUGUUCCUUUCCGAAGCACCUUUUAGCGAUCAAUGGCGAUAACUAGAUUACAUUUCCACUAGAACCUGUCACGCGCGCAUUUUCCGAAUACCUUUUUAUUAGAUAUGGCCCUUUCUUGACGACAACAAGAUCACGUAAAUUGAUUUUGGAACAGUUGUUAUAUUAUAAAUUUGAAUGUUAUCUGGAGUUGCCGUAUCACCAUAUUUCAAAUUAUCGUGCACCAUUUCGUCGUAAUGCAAUCUAAAGGAGAUUAACGAUAACGUUAUUAAAAAAAGACUUUCGCUCCAACCCAAAGGAUCAAGUGCAAGAAAGCUUACAUCCUGUUUACAUUUUUGUUUGCGUGUGUUCCCGCACAAAACGCAGGAAUGAAAAUAAUGCUAUAAAAUGCAAAUCAGCUUUCUCGUUAAAUCCACAUACUUACGGAGAUUUUUAAAUAAUUAAAAACACUCCACCAUCUUGAGAUUCCCUUUCGAAUAACAGGGCACCUUUUUGUUCGAGACUAUUAUUUUCUGCUGGCGUAUUAGGCCCCAGGUUUACCGUAUUUCAUAAUCUUUCUAUUUUUCCUUUAUUUUAGCUCCCGUAGAAGGUUGGUUUUGCAAACCGAAAUACUAUUGUGAAAUACCAUUUGUUUUUGUUUUGUUUUUAAUUAUUUUUCUCUCGGUAUUUUUGCCGUAAGAAUGAGUGUUUUCCUGUUUUAUUCCUGUUGUACUCCUCCUCGAUUGAUUAUCCACAGGCAGACCACCUUCUGCUAGUGCCGCCGAUGCUCUUAUUCUUCGGCCAUUUCAAUCGACCCAUGACACAUGUAAAGAGGAAAUACAAAUGAAGUUUACGGUGGUUCUGGGACAAAGCACAGCGACGAACCUGUGGUUAGCGCUGUGGUUUUGUCUUAAAACUGCUUUUUUGUAAAAAUGAUAUAUAUCUAAGGGUGGGAAAUGGCUAGCUUGCGUACUUGGGGGAGCAGAGCCGCGAGAAGAUUAGUAGCAAAUCGAAAUCCCACAGUCAACAAGAAAGUGCCCCGCGCAUAACAGUCCCGUCAGAUGCAGGCUAGGUAAUAAGAGGAGGUGGGGGGAUGGGUGGGGAGAAGGGUUGUUUUCUCUCUCCCAACUGUACCUCCGAGAAAAAAAAAAGAUUUUUGUAUCCUUUAUGUACGUUCCGACAAGCCCUUGCCGAGCUGACGUAUCUUUCGAAGAUAAUUAGGCCAAAUCAUGCAAUUUAGGCGCAAAAGCUAUGCAAAACGGGUACUGUAAGCACGGGCAGCCCAAAUUCGCGUUAAGUUGAAGAGGAAAGUGUUUUUUCAUGCUUUAAAGUAUAAAAGGGAGGAAAAACUGCUCCGACAAUUAAAGAAAACCACAACUCUAGUGAAUCAACAUGAACAGAAGGCUUGCCACGACCUUUAAAGUGCCUGUUGUUAAAGUUAUCACGUUACGCUCAAAUCUUUCCCGUGCCUCAGCUCAAAUUCUUGAUUGAAACUUGUAAGCUGCUGAGUUGGUUUUUACCAAUAUCAUGGGACUUCGGUCACAUCGGAACGAUUUUGUUUGCACUAAAAACGUCGCGUGAAAACGUAUCCGAGAAGCACGAUGAGGUCUCGCUUAAAUCGCAAUGAUCAUUUGCUGUAAAUUUCUGUAAUUUUGAGGCUUCUUGUAUUUCGGCCGUCUUUGUUUGAAAUCUUCAAUAAUACAAUUUUUUUAAGCAGAACUUUUUUUAUAUAAGAAACGUUAGGCAGGGAAUGGGAAAAACUUUGACCGGAACUCUAACGUUCUUGGCCAUUGCUUCCCUUGCUUGAAGGCGAAACGAGUACGAAAACGUGCUUCCUUCGGGAAUUCACAACUCCAGUGAAUCAACAUCAACAGAAGGCUUGCCACGACAUCCUAGAAAAAACUUAAGAAAAUAUCUCUAUCUUAAGUGCAGUCAAAUACAUUUUUUUCAUGCUUAGCUGUAUUGCAGAAGAAUUUAGAGAAAUUAACAUAAGGAAUUUUAUUCGCUAAAUUAAUUUUGCUCAACAUUCGUGUGCAAUGUCCAAAAAGCACGACGUUUUAGAGUCCUGCAGGCCCGUCAUUCCUUCAUUACAAAAUGUAAUAAAUUCUUUGUCGUUCAAAUAAUUGUAAAUUGUAUACUCUUUUAUGGGAAAAUAAGAAUGUACAAACUACCCCUCCCCUGGACCAACAUUAACACUUACUUCUCACUUAAAUGUUGGCUUAGGGGAGGGUUAGGUUGGCAGUUUCCCAGAAUGAUCCCAUAAGGUUUUCGCCGUUUAAGCCCCGUAGCGAACAUACAAAAAUAUGUCUUCAAACUGAUCUCCAUCGAUACAUUUCCUUAAGAUAAUUAGAUAAAAGAUUAAAGCAUUUUGUCUGUGCUUAUCAUAUUAUUAGUUAUUAUAAUCUUCUCUAGGCAAGAGAGGAUAAAAGCCCUCGAAGAGAUAUGAGGCUUCUUCCUUGAUUUCGGAGGAAGGGCGAGGUUGCCGUUGCAUCACUGUCCGUCAAUUGCAAGAUUGAGGCGAUCUCAGACUAAAAAUACGGAAAAAUUUCGACCCACUUCCUCCCCCUAAAUCAAGAUGGAAAUAGCGCGUUUUAACCUUCGGGAGGCUUCAUCCCAUAUUUCGGGUUAUUUGGGGAUUGCUGUUCCAUUUUAUUCUGUUCAAGAUUGUAGCCUAAAUAAAGAAAGGCGAGACCCAUUUUUGUUGUAUCAAAAUUUCGUUUUCUUGGCUUAGAAUUAUUCUGCUUGAGAAUGAAAUUCUCUCUACCUCUUUCUCUGACUUUUUUGGUCACUUUACCUUUUUGCUUUGUUCAUUAUUUUCAACAUCUUCUUAAUUUACACUUUUUUCUAGGGUUAUAGUUGGUGCACCGUUAACAAACAAGACGGGAAGCUCCAGAGAGUUCUAUCAUCGAUACGGAAGUGUUUAUAAAUGCAAUGCUAACUCAGGACAGUGUAGUGUAAUAUCUGUGGACGAGCAACGUAAGUUGAAUUUUAUCUGUUGGUUGUAUGUAUGUGCUGUUAUUUUGGGUGUGUCGUCAAUGUGUCGUUGUACACUAAGGAAGUUAUAAUAUAAAAUGGUGUUUGCGCAGGGUAGUAAUAUUAUAUAUACAGUAUACCGACCCAUGAAGCUCGCCGAAACACAUUUCCCACGUGAAUGCCGACUAGGCACUCAAGUCGGCGGUUAAAGUAAACCAGCUUUACUUCCGCGACAUAUGUACUUUGGCGUCUUUCGCGUAAAAAACCGCCCGAGGUUAGGCUGGGCCGUUGUCUACGUCGCAGACUAAAUUUGAUCAGAGUCGAGUUUCGUCUGUGUCGCAGGCUGCUGGGCCGAAUUGGCCGGAUAUAACUUAGUAUACAGGGUGAACUAAUUAACCUGAUUGCGACCUAUCCCGUUUUUUUUUUUCUCGAUUAUUUCAUCUCGCUUAGUUAGGUGGGGCAGAUUAAAUUUAAGCUGAGAAGAGUCCUAGUCCGCCGAGCCCAGAUAGAUGCUCAUCUCUCAAAAGAGGAAAAUUCAUUUCAUAUCGUAGCUAGUUGUGCAGGGAUGGCAAAGAAACUCACCACAAAAAAGGGAUGAUAUUUCAACUUGUUGUUUUAAUCGCUAAAACCCACUGUGUUUUUUUUUUUGUCGUUCCCGACCACAACGUGGACAAUUUUCCGUUUUCAUCAUGGUUUUGUAAGGUCCCUCAUAUCUCCCGUCUAGUAUCCGAACCAAUUCAGUUUUUUCGGCAAAAACACACACAUCUGAGUUAAUUGAGACUGACAUUCAUGUGUUAUGCACAAAUGUUCCAUAACAAUCCGACCAUGACAGCUUGUAGUGUACGGAGCCGGGAGAAUAAUGGGACCUCAGUGUUCCCAUUUUUCCCUAAGGGCAUUGAUCUCUCUUAAUUGGUUAAACUUCCGUUGGGCGUAAAGAACAUUUGUAGCGGGUAACAGACUGUCAUAUCUCGGGUGGUCAAAAGCUUUUAGCACCUCUUCAGCAGAUUAUGAAAACAGAGCAAUUAUUUUCACCUUUGGCUGGAGCCUCCUGGCCAGCUGUUUGUAUAAUUUGAUCAAUUGUUUUUAUCUUUUCCUUUCGUGUUUUUUUGGAAAGUUUGCGGUUGCCUUAAAUGAAUUUCUUUAUUGAUUGAUCUUAAUUAAAAUAAUUGCACCGGACGUGAAAAAAUUCUGGUCUAAAGAGACCGUGAUCCAAAUAUUUUCCCAGGAGAGUUUGAAGACAAUCCAUUUCAAGAUGAUAUAUUAUAUUUGUAAUCGCGCGACUGAUGUAUUAUUUAAAAUAGUAAGUACGAAGUCGGCUUAUUUAAUAGGUGUCGUGUCUGUUUAAUUUUCUUUUGAGAAUUGGCGCCGCGUCUUUUUUCAAAAACAUUUUCAAAGUAAACUACGUACAAUCCCGGACAUUUACUGUUAACUUCUUAAACAGGAAUUAUAAUACAAUAUUAGUCAUACCUUUAUUUUCGCUUGGGUUUUCGCAUGUUCAGAACAUAUGUUUUCUGUGAACUGGUUGCAUUUGUAUUAAUUCCGGAAAUUCUCGGAGAAAAUGUCGGGAUCAGAGGAGAAAGUCAGCAGAAGUGAAGUUAGAGGGAGUAGAAAUUAAAGCAGCUACUGCUAGGUUAAGUCAAAGUGUCGCCUCUUUCGUUAUCCGAGAGUUGCAUGGGUGUGUCUUUUAAUAUUCAGAGGUGAUUUUUUUGUUUAAGGUCAUGCCAUAGUUUAACCUUUCACGUAGACAUUCUCUUCGUUCGUCACGCAAUCUCCCCACAGUAACGAACAUUGGGGCGGACCUGCGAUACGUGACGAGGUCACACAAUCAGACGGUCUGCCAUAGUCUGUUAAGGUCGCUCUGAGCCACACACGAAUAUAUUAAACUUUCAUCUGUUGUCUACGUAACUGGAAUUUUUUUGGAACGCUAAUUGAAUUUUAAAAAAUGCUUGAAAGCUAUUUCUGAGCUUUCACGAUAUCGACAUCAGAGGUAGCCUCCCACGCAAACGUUCUUUUGGCUCGUCACUCACUUCUGCGCAACGUAACGUUCGUGGGCAUGGAACGCGUGAUAUGCUUUUGGAAUGCUCCAAAGACCCUCUCUAAGCCACCAAAGGUUCUAUCUUAGGAGGAUAUGGCAGUUUUAGAUCAAUUAGCUACUGACAUCAUUAGCUUGUGCCCCGGCUUGUGCCUUAUACACAAAAUGUUCCUGUAGCGUUAUGCACGGCCAUGAAGACCUUGUUUGGUUGAUGUUUGGGAUCAAUUAUGUUUCUGGGAAACUGCCCAUUUACCCCUCCCCUAAGCUAACCUUAACACUUACUUCUCACUUAAGGCAAAAAACGCAAAAUGAUGGCUUAGAAGAGGGAAUUGAUACAAUUGAUCUGAUGUAUCCUUGCAUUUCGCGUAGCAUUAAAACUUGAAAAAGUUGGCCCAAUUUUUUUUAAGCUUCAUCCUUGUCCAUCCUUGCCAUCCGUAGCAAUAGAUGACAGGAAACAGUUUCCAUGCCUAUAUAUAUUCUUGAAUAACAAAACUGGACCAUUAUUUCCAGAAUUACAUACCACUGAUGCGAAGGCAUGUUUUUUUAAAAAAGAAAUGUAUGAAAUGGUUGAAUGUUUGAAUAUCUCCACAGGUCAAACAGAUAAAGAAGAAAAGAGUGGGCAGUGGCUUGGAGCAACGGUAGUCACUUCCCCUUCCACCACUAACGAUGGAAAAGUGCUGGUAGGAACACCCACACUCAGUGUUAGUUUUUUCUUAGCCUGCGUAGCGCUGACGAAAUUAGGCUGAUUUAACAACAGAACGGGAACGUCAUUUGACGACGGGAAAGGCGCGGAAAGGACUAAAUUCGACUUUCGGUGCGUAAUUUGCACCUCUUCCAUUGGUCAAGCCAGUUGUUUGAUUUGCGCGCGCAGUCGUCAACUGACGUUCCCGUUCUGUUGGUAAAUCAGCCAAUUGUUUGUCCGCGCAUGGAUGCAAGUGUUUUGUUUUGCUAAUAUAAACCUAUUGCUUUUUUGCCGUUCGCGUCGCCGUCGUCGUUGCUUAGUUUUUGCUACGAUGGUAACUUGACGUCACAAUUCUCCUCUCUAAUAGGCUUCUUCCUACUUUUCCAAAACCGCUAACUUUCAAAACGAGCCUGAGUCCAAAACGUUUCAUGUAAAAAUGAGUUUUAUUUGCAUGAGAAUAUAAAAACUUGUAAGUUGCGCACGGCGGUCGUUUUUGGAGACGCUUGAUUUUAUCAUGAAAUAAUAGUUGUCAUUUUAGUUAUGAUAGUUUUGCUGUCGAAUCAUUUCUCUUCUACUGCCCCAAAUAUUUUACCCUUGGAAAUAAAUUCUUCACUAACAUGAAGGUUUUUUUCUUCCAAGAUUUUUUAGUUAUUUAAAGACUCUGAUUGUUGGUUGUUGCGGGUUGUUGUUGGUUAAAACCCGCGACCUCCCGCUCAGCAGACCGGCACUCUCCCAACUGAGCUAACCAGGGGGCGGUUCUUGUUGAUUUUUGUAGGUUUGUGCACCGAGAUAUACAUACUGGGGUAGAGUAACCAACCCGAAUAAGAAGGACAGAAUACUUAUGGGAAAAUGUUUUACUAUUCAGAACAAUUUAGAAUACGCGGAGAAGAUUAAACAAACCUGCGAUCACGGUGGUAGGCAUAAAUAUCCUCUUAUCUAUUAGGCUCGUAAUAUUUUCAAAGUGAUCAGUAUUUAUUCAGCCUAAACUGGACUUUUUUGGAAUAAGCUGAUUCAGAAUUGUUUUCUAGUUCUAUCGUCCCAUAGUUCUAGUCAGUCAUUCGUGAGCGUUCUGUUUCGAUUAGAAAGCAAAAAAAAAUCCGUAACCUUUUUUAACCAGCGUACAGUUAAAAGGCUGCCCUUUUUUCUUGUAUCGAUGUCCCAAAUCCUUCGUUAAAAGCAAACGACAUACGAAAAUUUUUCGCAAUCAGGGGUCUCAAUAAAAAUUGAAGAAGCCAGCAGAUUUGAAUAGAGUAACCGCGACCAGUAGGCCCGUUCUUCAGUGGGACAUGCUAGCCCAGAAAAUAUCUAAAAAAUUUCCAAUCCCUAAAAGGUAAUUUCCAGCUUUCUCGGGAAAAAGUGAGUACAAUACUAAUUAAUAGUGGCAGUUUUUAUGUGUAUAAUACAUUUCUUGGAAAACAAUGAAUAUGAAGUAAAUGAAAGUGAGUAGUAGCACUGACACUGCACAUCAUUCAAAAUGUAGCAGCCAGUCACUUAUUGUCAAAUAUUUAACUGUUGUGACUGUUUUAACACGUUUUGACAGAAUCUUUCUUUAAUAUGAUACUUCAUUUCCAGCUCCGAUGGCAUAAAACUAGCCGACUUCUAUGAGCAAAGUAGCUGACUCGUUUCGUCGAUUGUCGGUGCUUAUUUAUACCCCUGCGUAAUAAUAAACACUUAAUGACUGGUCCCGAGGAAAACAGUAAAUUUUGCUACAUUGAGAUUCGAGGGAAACAAAAUUAAAUGUUUCUCGAGGGACCAGUCUUUAAGUGAUUUGUUAUAUAGGUGGAAAGUUUGAAGCUGGAAAUUCAUUAAGCCUCGCUGUUAACAGCGGUCGUCGGUCAACAUUAGUGAGUAACAGUACAAUGUUAGCCUCUGACGUCACAGAUUUUGCAGUGUAUCCCGCUCAGAGAUUUUGGCGGGAAACAGUUUCAUUGUAGAUGUCAUGUGACCUCAAAGUAACCAAUGACUGCUUUGCUACUCUUCCAGGUAGGGUUUUAAAAUUUUGUUCUUUAUUUCUAGAUGAUCCGACAAAUGAUAAUUAUAAGGACAUAAAAGAUGCUACGUGCCUAGAAGGCUUCAGUGGAGCCAUGCUGACAAACGGCGGAUUUCAAACUUAUGUAAUGGGACUACCUGGCCGGAAGUUGGAUGGUAAGUUCAAACGUUCUUGGUAUUUUUAGAUGAGGGGUGCUUUCCAUUAUGCCAAAAUUUUUGGAAAUUUCGGUCUAGAAAUAAAUGGAACGCUUCGCUCCGCUUGAAAACUUUCUGGUCAAAGUGGUCCACCUCUGAUCCAGAGCUAGUCCUCUUUGACUGGUCGGUCUGGUCCGACCGAAACUUACCGUUCCACUUUCAAAAAUAUUGUUUCUAGUCUCACUUCGCAGAGAAGUAAUCAAUAUUUUGGUCUAAACGUAAAUGGAACGCUUCGGUCCGGUUGAAAACUUUGCUUCAAUCGAACAAUGUCGUUCUAGUUGCAUUGGUUUCUGACUGGUCUGUUUGGCAAUGGAAAGCACCCGAGAUUUUCUUAAUGGGGUUUUUAGCUACAAAUAUCCCUAGAAAUACUUGGGAGAAAGCUUUAUCACUCGUUCCAAAGGUUUAAUUUUUUCUUCUCGUUUGCACUUGAGCCGCAAAGCAACAGAAAGAAAGGAAAAACCCCUCGUACCUUUCUGAUUUCUGAUUUCUAAACUCUUUUUUUUGCCCAAGUUACCCCUGUGUAAAAUUUUAGUUGUACGAAAGGGGUUUAAGUAAGUUGAUAUUUGGUAUCCGUUUUAUCCAGCGUGCGUGGCCAAUUUUUAUAGGGCGCGCGAGGGGCAACCUCGUCCCCAGGGCUUUUCCCUUAAAAAAAAUUUUUGAGGGAAAAGCCCGGGGGCCAAGGUUGCGCGAGGGGAACACGCGAAAGGGAGAGGAGGCGCAUGUAGUGAAGGCCCUAUUUUACCGUUUUCUACGUUCUUUGGUGUGCUAAGAAUUCCAUUCGCUCAGGGCGUCUCGUGGGAGUUAGUCUGUCACCUCAAAGUGUUAUUUUUCAUUCAAUGGACAUUCGAGUCUUGUAAACAAAACAUACGCCGCGCCCUACUAUUUAGAAACUUUAACAAACUCAAGGAAGUUGGCAGCAUUUCCCUUUCGUUGCAGGUUCUAUGUCAGUGUUUAACGUGCCUGUGGAGCCGGACACGACGUUCUACACCACUUGGGCUGAUGGUAAAGAUGAAAGCAGACCAAAAGAUCGAACUGGACAAAACUUUGGUGAGUAAUGUAGUUCCGACGUUAUGUACUGUCAGAACAACUAAAGAAAUAAAUUUUCGUCUUGCUGUUGAAGCAGCAUACCUCAUUUAAAUAAGUUCUUCCUUCUUUGUUUUUUUUUCUCGUCAGUGUACUCUUUUGAUUUUACCUGCUACCUAGAACCUAUAUUGUUCAGGGAGCUAAGAAGGAAACCAACUGGUUCAUUUAGCUUUCUAGCUCGCACAUUAUUUUCAUUAAAUUUAAUUAAUCUGCUAUUAGAAGUAAGUCGACCAGAUUGUAAUAUUAACCAUGUACAUCAACAAAAGGAUAAUAAAGAUUAUUCUAUUCUAUUCUACUAAUAUUUUUCCAAGUUUGGACCUGAUUUAAAAACGUGUUAAUGUAUUUCAAAAUAAUAUUUUCAAUUGGUUCUUGUCUUUAAAUGCAUUGACACGUUGUUUGUCAGCUUGGUACUAGGAGUAAGUUGAGUGUCAGCUUCUAAAGUGCUUGGAGUUCGACUUGACUCGAACAUCCGCGACUUCAAGGAAAGCGUUUUCUACAUUGCCAUUCCCUAAAAAAAGUCAAAACAGUCACCUUCUUCAAGCUUGUUAAACGCUCUCAACAGUUCACCCGGAGCGAUAAUUACCAAACGAUUUAUGCUGCCAGAAUCAGUCUGAUCAGUGAAUUGGGAAGAAUCAAAUCAUAGUGCAGAUUUUAUAGGUCGCGAUUACAUCACUGAAAUCAAAUUCCUUUACUUCUUAUCUUCUAAAAUUUUGAUCUGUGCCUUGCUCAUCUGUAGGAUAUGCUGUUGCCGUCGGAACUUUUACAUCAAAAACCAGAGAAGGUACUAGUUAUAACGACACUAUAUAAGUUAGGCUUAGUUGGUAAAAGGGCAAAAACAAAGGAAAAAACAGAAUGGAAGAAAAACCUAUCACAGAACUUCAACUGCUUCUUACCAAUUCUCCUUCGUCAAGCGAUGUUGUUUCCGCCAUUUUGCGUUAUAAAGCCAUUGGGCCGGGCGAGUAUAGAAUCCAUGAGAACCGUCCCGGUUUAGCCGCCGGCGAGUUUUAGAUUUCGAGUUGUACAUAAGGCGGCUUCGUAAUGGCUCUAGAAGCGAACAGACAGUAAAACACACAACAAAAACGCAAGUCGAGUAAUUUUUAUUGCGUUUUUGUUUUUUCAAUAAAUGGAUUUUAGGACUUUCUUGUACGUUUUCCAUACAUUCUCUUAUAAAAUUCAGAUUCCAACGAACUCUCAGAUAUAUAUAUAGAGAGAGAGUCUGGGCCUCCUGUGGUUUAGCUUGGGAAUUGAAAGUCACCCGGCCGUUAGCGCAAAGGAGUGAGUCACGAAGAAUUGGGACGUAACCGUUUACCUCGCGAUUCUCAAGUGGAGAGCUUCACACAGGAUAGGCCUGGUUUACAAAGACAAUUUUGUUUCUAGUUUGAAUUGAAGUUCAGUGGAAGUUCUCCUAAAGGACACUCUCGUAAGCGGACAGCUCUACUUACAGUCACCUUCAGAAAACUCCACGUUUUUCUCAACUCCCAAACAAACUCUGUAUUUUUACAUUCCCGUAAGCGGCCAGCUCCCAGUUACGGACACUUUUUUGAGUCUCGAGGAUGUCCACUUGUAAUUGUAAAUUGUGAUUUGUUUAACCACGAAGCACUUAAGAAUUGGCUGAAACGUGUCUGCGCGUUUCAAAUCGAACUGGAAUUUGGAAGUUGGUUUUUAAGGAGAGGAGAAUACCGGAGUACCCGGAGAGAAACGUCUCGGAACAAGUGAGAGAACCAACAGCAAACUCAACCCACAUAUGGCGUCGACGCCAGGAUUCGAACCCGGGCUACAUUAGUGGGAGGCGAGUGCUCUCACCACUGGGCCACCCGUGCUUUCGAGAGCUUCCGCUGUAGAGACCUAUUCGGCUAACUCAAUGUUGCACCCUAUUCAAACCCUUUGAUAAUAAAACGUUUUGUUUCAGGAAUUUCCAUAUCGUUUAAAUGUGAAUGCCACAUUAUGAUGCAAAUACAAUUUUUUAAAGAAUCUUAGGAGAGAUUUGAAUUGGGUACAACAUUGAGUUAGCCGAAUAGGUCCAUUAACUCGAACGUUUAUGUUCUUUUGUCACAGAAUUUGUUGCAAGUUCUUACCGUACAGGAAAUCUUCAAGGAAAGGUAUUAUUCAGAGGUUAAGAAGAUUCAAUACCAGCGACGCUUAGCGUUUUCACACUACGUUAUACUUAAGUGUCAAAGACUGUUGUGAUUGCUUAUCUAUAUUCGAACUGAGUGCUUUGCAUUACAAAAGCAACAUUUUCUUGAAGGACAACAACAUAGGCAGGAAUUAAAAAUUGGAGAAAUAUGUUAUUUUCAGUAUGCUUUCAGACAAGAUACAUGUAAUGUUAAAGUAAAAAUACUCCUGUAAAACUGCGUGGCAUGGCAUUCGUGCGAUAUGCGUCAUCAUUAGGUAAUAUUUAACAAUUAUUCUUUGAAAUCGAGGUGAAUAGGUGGUUUUCACGUUACGUCAUCGCCGCCAUGCUGGUGGACGGUAAACAAAAGAUCGCUCAUUAGCUGGCUUUGUUUGUCCACCAGCAUUUGUUCAUUUCAUCAUUGUUAUUUGUGUCUCCCGAGAUUACAUGAAAACCACCUAUAGUGGCUAAAUAUUUACCGAAAUAUUCCCAAAGCCACUAUUCACCGAGAUUGAAAAGAAUUGGAAUUGAGCCUGCGAUUAGUUGAAAACUAGUAACUUGUCAGCGGAGAACUUCACAAAACACGUAACCUUGAUGAGUGGACACUUGAGCUUGCGAUAUGGUCAUGUGAUACUGGUUAGUCGAUACCCUGUUUUGACCGCUAUCGAUUGACCACAACAACGUAUGCAAUAUCAAGUUGCAGGCUCCCAAUCCAGCUAGAGAGUAUGACAUUUCGCCUUGGUACGGACGGAGGGACGAACAGGCAGACGUACGGUCACGUGAUUACCAAAUUUCUCGGGUGGAUAGAUAGUGUUGAGAUUGGUUAUUUGGUGCUCUAAAGUUGAACAGGUAUCAAGUGAUGACUCUUGAAACAUGGUUAAAGAUCUAUACAAACGUCUGUAAUUUUGUUACAGCGUCCCCUCAAACCAUGUAAACUCUUGAAAAUAUUUUUCAGUUUUUAACUCGUGGGGACGAGCGAGCGUACCACGAGUUAUUGCAGGGACUACUGGAUAUGCAAAUUAGUCACUCGCUCACUCGUAGUAGACGGACAUCGGGUCGAGGUUAAUCUGAAUUCCAGAGUGCGAAGAUCUAUCGUUUCCGAUGAAGCACACGCUCCCCGAAGUUCGGUGUGAUCAAAUUCUUAUGAGAACGUGCAUCGUACGCUGCUCAGACUGAGAGUUUUCUUUGUGGCAAUUAUUUUACAGCACGGUUAGAGGUCUUACCAAAUUUAAGACACGGAGGAGGCUUUCAGAUGAGUACGAUGGUUAAACUCGGGAUUUGAUUGACGAGAAGAUGAGCAUUUUCUCUUCGACUCCGCAAGAUCACGGGGGAUAAACUGUAUACAAAUUCCAGCUUUCUGGAAAGUGGUCUGAAAGUGAGAAAAUAUCAUGUCAUGCUAUUCUUAAGAACCUGUAUAAGCCAAAAAUGGAUGUGAUUUUGACCAGUAGCUUCAAAGUAACAGCGGAAAUCGAGAUAAGAAAACAUAUGUUUUGCAUCAUACUUCGUAGACGAGGUGUAUCGGCUUUGUUAAGCAUACAAUGUAUGUUCUUUCAUUCAUUCAUUACCGUGAAAUGCGUUCUGUUUUUGUUGUUGUUUGUUUUAAACUGUCAGUAGCGCCGUUUUACGCGGCUCGAUCAUCUUUAACGGCGUUUGCCGAUGGAUUUUCCGUGGAAGAGGCAUUAAAUAAAAAACCUUUCGCUGAAAGGACGUCUUUAGCCAUAGUGGUGUAGUGGUCAGGUGAAGUUCGCAACGAGCCGAAGGUGCGGGGUUCGAGCCCUGCUCAUUUCUUUCUUUCUUCGGUCUUUUUUUCUUUCUUUUUUUUCCCGUUUUUGUUUUGUUGUUUUUCUUUAAAUGUAUACCUAAAUACAUAACUCUUAUUUAAUAAAGUGCAAUAAACAGCAAGAAAAGUAUUGUGUUUCCUCUUGAUUAAAUAUAUGGAUAAACAAUCUGAAUUUCUAUCAUUUCCUACAAUUUACUGUGGGAAAACCGGAAUUGAUAACCAUUUGAUUAUUUUAACAACAUAGGCAGGAAUUAAAAAUUGGAGAAAUAUGUUAUUUUCAGUAUGCUUUCAGACAAGAUACAUGUAAUGUUAAAGUAAAAAUACUCCUGUAAAACUGCGUGGCAUGGCAUUCGUGCGAUAUACGUCAUCAUUAGGUAAUAUUUAACAAUUAUUCUUUGAAAUCGAGGUGAAUAGGUGGUUUUCACGUUACGUCAUCGCCGCCAUGCUAGUGGACGGUAAACAAAAGAUCGCUCAUUAGCUGGCUUUGUUUGUCCACCAGCAUUUGUUCAUUUCAUCAUUGUUAUUUGUGUCUCCCGAGAUUGCAUGAAAACCACCUAUAGUGGCUAAAUAUUUACCGAAAUAUUCCCAAAGCCACUAUUCACCGAGAUUGAAAAGAAUUGGAAUUGAGCCUGCGAUUAGUUGAAAACUAGUAGCUUGUCAGCGGAGAACUUCACAAAACACGUAACCUUGAUGAGUGGACACUUGAGCUUGCGAUAUGGUCAUGUGAUACUGGUUAGUCGAUACCCUGUUUUGACCGCUGUCGAUUGACCACAACAACGUAUGCAAUAUCAAGUUGCAGUCUCCCAAUCUAGCUAGAGAGUAUGACAUUUCGCCUUGGUACGGACGGAGGGACAAACGGGCAGACAUACGGUCACGUGAUUACCAAAUUUCUCGGGUGGAUAGAUAACUGAUUUUUCUUAGCCAUGGGGCUCUGCCAUCAUCAUUUUUAAAUAUUAGAAAAAAUUUUGUUUUUUCUUAGUGAAUUGGCAAUUUCGGAGUUGCGUAGGGAACUGGGGCGAGUUUAAAAUUUAAACUAAUCGCUAAACUGACACCACCAAAAGGACAUGUUGAGAUUGGUUAUUUGACCACGUUUGGUGCUCUAAAGUUGAACAGGUAUCAAGUGAUGACUCUUGAAACAUGGCUAAAAAUCUAUACAAACGUCUGUAAUUUUGUUACAGCGUCCCCUCAAACCAUAUAAACUCUUUAAAAUAUUUUUCAGUUUUUAACUCGUGAGGUAGCGAGCGUACCACGAGUUAUUGCGGGGACUACUGGGUAUGCAAAUUAGUCACUCGCUCACUCGUAGUAGACGGGCAUCGGGUCGAGGUUAAUCUGAAUUCUAGAGUGCGAAGAUCUAUCGUUUCCGAAGAAGCAACGCUCCCCGAAGUUCGGUGUGAUCAAAUUCUUAUGAGAACGUGCAUCGUACGAGAGUUUUCUUUGUGGCAUUUUUUUUACAGCACGGUUAGAGGUCUUCCCAAAUUUAAGACACAGAGGAGGCUUUCAGAUGAGUACGAUGGUUAAACUCGGGAUUUGAUUGACGAGAAGAUGAGCAUUUUCUCUUCGACUCCGCAAGAUCACGGGGGAUACACUGUAUACCAAUUCCAGCUUGCUGGAAAGUGGUCUGAAAGUGAGAAAAUAUCAUGUCAUGCUAUUCUUAAGAACCUGUAUGAGCCAAAAAUGGAUGUGAUUUUGACCAUUAGCUUCAAACUAACAGCGGAAAUCGAGAUAGGAAAACAUAUGUUUUGCAUCAUACUUCGCAGACGAGGUGUAUCGGCUUUGUAAAGCAUACAAUGUAUGUUCUUUCAUUCAUUCAUUACCGUGAAAUGCGUUCUGUUUUUGUUGUUGUUUGUUUUAAACUGUCAGUAGCGCCGUUUUACGCGGCUCGAUCAUCUUUAACGGCGUUUGCCGGUGGAUUUUCCGUGGAAAAGUUAAGGCAUUUAAUAAAAAACCUUUCGCCGAAAGGACGUCUUUAGCCUUAGUGGUGUGGUGGUCAGGUGAAGUUCGCAACGAGCCGAGGGUGCGGGGUUCGAGCCCUGCUCAUUUCUUUCUUUCUUCGUUCUUUUUUCUUUCUUUUUUUUCCCGUUUUUGUUUUGUUGUUUUUCCUUAAAUGUAUACCUAAAUAUAUAACUCUUAUUUAGUAAAGUGCAAUAAACAGCAAGAAAAGUAUUGUGUUUCCUCUUGAUUAAAUAUAUGGAUAAACAAUCUGAAUUUCUAUCAUUUCCUACAAUUUACUGUGGGAAAACCGGAAUUGAUAACCAUUUGAUUAUUUCAAACAACGUACCCACGAGUGGACGAUAGUCUUUCUUUGAUUGUGUUAAACUGUAAAAUUCGUCAUGCAUCUUCUACUUGGAAGGAACUAAUUCGAAAAUCACUAUGUUCGCCCCUUUUCAGGAAUAUCACAGAAAUUGUGAAAAAAAUUAGGAGUUCAUAUGGUUUUGGAGGACGCUGUAACAAAAUUACAGACGUUUGUAUGGAUUUUUAACCAUGUUUCAAGAGUUAUAACUUGAUUCCUGUUCAACCUUAGAGCACCAAGGUUGGUCAAAUAACCAAUCUCAACAUGAUCUUUUAUUUGGUGGUGUCAGUUUAUAGAUUAGUUUAAAUUUGAAACCCGCCCCAGUUCCCUACGCAACUCCGAAAUGGCCAAUUAGCAAUGAUUUUCUGAAGCUCUUGUAAGCGAUCACUCUCGAUUGCUUUACCAUGUGGUCGCUUACGAGAGAUCAUUCUCGUAAGCGACCAGCUCUAGUUACAACCACUUUUUCAAUUUCCGAGGUGGUCUCUUAUGGAGAGCUUCGACUGUAUUAUGCAUAUUAAUUACAUAGUAUUUGCAAGCCGCUCAGCUAAGUGACUCAUCAUUGCAUUUUAUUCUUGUAGGUUGUCGCUUUUGGCAUUCCAUCCGCAAGAGUUAACAGCCUUGUUAAAAGGUUUACACUUCCAUUGCCCAAAGACCCUAAGGUAUACCUUACUUUCGUCUUUCACUUCAAUUUUGGCGAAACCAGUAUGUUAAUCAUAAUUAUAUGCUCGCGCACCUAUUUUUUUAAAUAAGAGUUUGUGUUUCUUUAGUUUCAGAUGGGAAGCAACUUCGGGCAGUCACUAUGUGCAGUCGACUUGAAUAAUGACGGGUAAAAAUAAACAUACUCUGAGUAGUUUCAUUCUUAGAGUGCACCAUGAUUCAUCGUGUGGUCCUCCGUAGCUUAACCCUUUAAGCCCUAAGAGUGAUCAACAUCAAAUUUCUCCUUGUAAUAUCAAUGCUUUGUAAAACAGAGUGAUCAUGAGAAUUAUGGACAUGAUCACACAAUAUGUAUUUGCUUGAUAUUUUAUCAACUUCUCCCCACUACUUCUAUAGGAAAUGAAUAGGGGCAACAAAUGAGAAUUCAAAUUUAGAUCUUAGGGUUUAAAGGGUUAAUACAGCCGUCAAACCUGUAUUAAGCAGACAGUUAGCUGAGGAAUGUUUCAAACGUUACGUCUCAUAUUUUAAGUAAAACAGACACCUUUAUUUAUCGGACACCAGCGAAGGUCCCGUGGGUGUUUCUUCUCAUAUUUUUAGUAAUACAUAUUUAUUAUUCCGUGUGUUUGCUUAUUUUAUUUAAUCUAUUUUUUAUUCCUUUCAGUUUUACAGAUAUGUUGGUCGGUGCUCCGUAUCACCGUCACGAAAAAUUCGGUGAUGAAGGGCGAGUGUAUGUGUACAUGAACAACCAAAAGGUACAAAUUGCAUAAUAUUUCUUAUCCUUAGUUCGCACAACUACAAUUCAUCCUGCGUGUUCUUCCCAUGUUUACCGCUAAAUCGCAUAACUAUGGAAAGAAGAUGGAAAAAUGGAUCCUUGUUGAUGUCUAUAGUAAUUACCUUUUUUGAAUUUCAGACACCACUCAACCACAUGCAAGAAUUAACUUUAGAUGGUCCAAAGGAGAAGGGUUCCCUGUUCGGCUUUGCCAUGGCAGUAGCAGGGGAUUUAAACAAAGACGGUUUUCCAGGUAUUUUAAAUACGCCGAAUGAUUGUGACAAAGUAUAACAAAGGAAGAGAUAAGAGUUGCUCGCACUAACAGAAAAAUUAAACUGAUUUCAAAACCCGCGAAGCCAACCUGGAACUCAAGAGAGAUCGAAACGAAGUAGGCUUGAAAUUCAUGGUAAAGUGUGUCAAAAUACCGCCUGGGAUUAUUAACGAGCCCAACUAAUUACUUAAUCAAAUAUCCGAAUUCGAAAAGAGAGCUUAAAUACGAAAAAUUACUGAUUAUUUUUAACGAUGCAGGGUGCAAAGAAAUUUAUCUUUAAAGCUUGCCAUUCGGGCAAGCUGUACUUAGUACGCACUAGCCUAAAAGUCAUUUCGACUAGCCGUAAAAGAAAGGGUUUUUUCAUGAACGGGAUUGAUUAUAGUUCUUCUGUGAUCUCUGAACUUCACUUGCCAGUCGGGCAAGUAAAAACAGAAUUCAGCAGCCUCGCAAAAUCCACUAGCCCAGGGCUAUUGUCACUACUUUCUUUGCACGCUGCGAAGGCGUUUGAUAUAGUGACGUGAACACUGAGUUUUUUCAUGAGCUAUCCAAUAUUGAACUAGUAUUGAGUUUAGAAAAGUCACAUCGCCGUAUUAGUGCGAGCUUGUCGGACAGCAUUUUGCCUAUUAUACAUUUUCACCUUAAAUGUUGUCAUCUGACUCUUAAAAUUUUCUUUAACCAACAGAGGUAGCGAUCAGUGCACCUUAUGGAGGCAACGACAGGGGAGGUGUAGUUUACAUAUAUUUUGCUACAAAAGAUGGAAUCGAGACUUCGCCUAGACAGGUUUGGGGUUCUUGCUCGCAGUAUUUCGUCAAUUUCCUGCAAUGUUGUCAUAUAGUGACAUAAUUACUUUAGACUUCGAGUAAUCGUGAUGAAGGGCGCACAAAAUACGCGAGCGCGCGUGAAACUUCACCCACGACGAAGGUAACAUGGGGAAGAAAAAGACUCUCCUCUCGCGAGGCGAUUUCUACGCGCGCAGGUCCGCGCGCUCGCGUAUUCCGUUCAAAAAUGUUCAAUAUACUCCACUAGGCUCCAGUCGUCAACCACUUGAGUCUACUCUAGUCGUAAAAUACCUCUAAAUUUUUUUACCUCCCACGGAUAGAAGUAAGCAAAGAAUCGGUAGAAUCUAUUUGUGUUUCCAAUGGAAUAUAGUCAUGUCCCCGUAUUGGGCAACACUCAUCUAGUUCGCUUAACUGUCCCUAAGGAAAUAUGGGACAAGCCGUACUAGUGUAAAUUUCUUUUUAGGGCAUCGAGAACAUCACUAACGAAUAUUUUUGACCCCGCCGAAUGCUCGGGAAUUUAAUAUUUGCCAACUUUCUCAGGCUAAGUAACUCUCUUAACUCCUUUUCGUUUUCAACAACAACCAUAUAAAUUAGCGGUAAACACGUUUUCUUCUUGUAAAGGAGACGAUCUUACACAACGUCGAUUUUUAGCGCAACAGCCAGAGUGGUGUAACGUUUUUGCAACUUUGUUUCGACUGGUUGCAUCAUUUUUCCAACAAUUCAACACUGCGUUCCGCUAAAAGUCGUCGUUGCAAUUCGUCCCGUAUAACAUCACUUUUAAUAAGAUUUUUAUUCGCCAAGUGGUGGGCUGAUACCUCGGAACGUGCGCACUAAAAUGCGACGAUUGAAAAAAAAUACUUUCUCGUUCUUUGAAUUCGUUUAUCGCGGUUGGUUUGUCACUGUUACAUGUCAGUUUCUGGCUUUAAAACCACUAAAUACCUUUCCUCGCAUUUUUGUUCCUGAUAUUUCUUAUUUUUCAACGUUCAGAUAAUCGAAGCUUCUCAAUUCUCCUCUGGUACAAAGACUUUCGGAUAUUCACUUGCUGGUAAUUUGGAUGUUGACAAUAACGGCUAUCCAGGUAGAGGAUUGCGUUUUCUUACUCACUCCCCUUUCCUCGCUAUUUCCAUUCCUCUCUCUCCUGUUUCAUCUACCCCUCCCUCUCUCCCUCACUCACUCACUCAGUCGCGCGCUUUCUCCAACAACCACCUACCCAUCCACCCAAUCAUUCAGCUGCCCACUAACUAACUAGUCACUCAUUCAUUCAUUCACCCACUCACUCUUUCAUCCACUGCAUCCAGCUUUCAAAAACAGUACAGCACCCCUUUAAACGUUUUUCCAAAACCUCUUUCUUGUUUUGUAAUUAUGAACACGCCGCAUCAUUUUGUCUUAUUGCUGAAUCAUUUCCUUUCUUCCAUGGUAGAUCUCGCCAUUGGUGCAUAUUCAUCAGACCAAGCCUUUCUUCUGAGGUUAGAAAUACACUAUAAAUUGAUUUUAGACCAGAUUUUAUCCCUGAACAAGUUCUAGUUAGUGGGGGUGACACCAAGUCAUUACAGGUCAGUAUUCUGAAAGUUUCAAGUCAGUGCUCCUGCGCGAUCAAUACUGAGCAAACACAAUGAACAGGAUUCUAAGAAAACAGCCUAUAUUUCGCGGCCCCACCACUCAUUUCCCCGCGAAAUGGCGUCUGAGAAACGAGCGCAGAAAUUCCAUACUGAUGAUGUAUCACUACCCAGAUCUGGGUAGAGCUUCUGAUUUGUCGUGCCCAAUGGAAAAUUUGCUUCCGCCAACCAGAAGAACAAGGGUACUAAGCCCACAACCGCCAAAUUGAUCGAGUUGGGAGAACGCGAAAUCGGGGAAACAAGCUUUUUCUUUCUUACGUUUAACGCGUAGUUACUUUCAUUAUUUUUGGGUCGUAAUUUUUUGUUCUAUUUUCUAUACCUGGCAGGUCGCGGCCAAUUGUAGACAUGCAAAGUCAAAUAAUACUGAGUACUACAGACAUUGCGCUGGAAGACAACAGUUCAUUACAGUUAGCAAGUGAUGGUGUCUUUCGCCAAAGGUAUUUUAGUUAACAAAAGAAAGAAAAAAAACAUUGUCAAGCUGAAACUCAAUUGAACGACCCACACCCUAGAUAAAAUGGUCAUCAUGAGAGAUAACGCAACAUUUUAAUGGGCACGACGAGAUAGAAAAGCAUUUGAAAAUUUUUUUUGAAAAGCUCAAAAUGGCGGGAAAUUGGCCUUUUGCGUCAUGGUCUUUAAAAAAUAUUUAUUUGUUACAUCAUUCGUUGAAGUUUAAAUUAUACUGUUAAUCUUGUGACGUCAUUUUCCCGCCAAAACCGUUAAAAUCGAAAAACGAAAAAAAAACCCGAUUGUUUGGAAAAAAAGGUCUACCAUCCAGCAGUUCCUGGAGUGCAGUUUCAGGCGUUCUGCUAACCCAGCGUGAAAGAAUAGAGAAAGCCAUUUGAGAUGCUUCUUUAUUGAAUAGAAAGAGUGACAUGUCAUAUUACCAUAACUUGGUCUAGGUUAGGAAUGGUACUCAUUGCUUUAUUUACACUUUCUUACCUUUCAGCAUCAACAUAACCGUUUGCUUGAAAUUCGAGAAUCUAUUAUCAAAUCCGUCCUUUGGUGAGUAGUACUUUUGAUGUGUGGCAUACUAGAGUGUUCCUAGUACCCUAUUUUUUCGGAACUAGUGGUCUAUUAUCAAUGCUGCGUUCUGAUUGGUUGAGCUACUACUAGGCUAAAUGUUAUAGCCCCCUAGUAGCGAAAAGCGCCGCUUUGAAAUGCAAAACAAUGGCGGAUUAAUCGCGUUUUGCUAGCUAAUGUUGUUUUGUCUCGAUAUUUUUGACCAACUACUUGGAUUUUACAAAAACAAUUAUUCCUCUCACCCUCAUGGCCUCUGAGUCAAUAGCCCAUUCGGCCUUCGGCCUCAUGGGCUAUUGCUCAGAGCCCAUUCGGGUUCGAGGAAUAAUUGUUAAAAAGUAGGGGUCUUUGAAUAGUUUAGUAGGAUACAGUGCUGGACCCAGACCGUGAGAUAAGGAGGGGGCAGUCAUCCAGAUCCUGAGGUAAGGAGGGGGGCGGUCUCCAAAAAAUGUUUUUCGGUCCUUUGGGACUCAUUUUGAUCCAAAAAUAAAGGGGGGCGGCCCCCCCGGGCCCCAUCCCCUGGAUCCGCCACUGGGAUAUCAAAACAACAAUUUCGUUUUGAUUUAAACCAGGGUGCCCAGCCGGCCACAUUUUUAUAUAUAUAUAGCAGUAUUUGCUUUUAUCAUAUUUUCAGGUUCUGCGAAUGUCAGUUACACCAUCGAGCUUGAAAGAGAUAAAGACUCCGAUCCUUACCGCAGAAUGUUUUUCUUGGAUGGAAAAAUAGUCUUUUUCGCCAUCACGCAGCAAGUCACCUUGGCAAAGGAAAAUAAAUCGUUCUGCGAAUUUAAUCACACUGUUUAUUUAAGGGUAAGCUCUUCGACCUUUCCAUAUUUCCUCACCAUCUAACAAAUGCUCAGUGGUUUAGGUGUUAGUGUGGUAUACUGGACCUUCUGGGUCGUGGGUUCGAAUCCUUCUGCCUUUAAUAUCAAUUUUUUUUUCUUUUAAAUUGAGGAGACUUGCACUUUCAUGAACAUUUCCAGCUUGAAAUAUCAUCUAAGUGUGAUUUAAAAGGAGAAAACUGUUCUACCUUGGGUAAAUUUCGUAAGGGGAGAAAGGGGCUACGGCCGAUGGGAUCUAAUGCUGACCGGUAAAUAAGACAUCACCUAGCCACGUGUUAGGUAGCGAAAGGUACAGGGGAUGAAGGGUAAAGGGAGGAGGAAUGGGAAGAGGUUCGUCCCCUCUCCUCUCCCUCUUAUUUUUGCGCCUACCUCGGAGGCGAAACAUCUCUAAGGAGGACUUCAGUAAAACAAAAAUAUUAUCGGUUAUCCAACUUUGUUAGUCGUGUCAUGAUCCGAGUCAUAGAGGAGACGGCUUUGAAGCUCAGUCAGAAAAAGAAAAACAAGUCAUUGUGUCGUUGCAUUUAGCAUGAGAGCUCCACUUAAGUUUGCCUAAUUCUUUCUAUUUUAAUGAAACGGGUUUUAACCUGAGAAAAUUCAAAAGAAAGGUUUUAACGGAACUACAUGCUGAUAACUUUUCCCGAACAGACUGUCAUGUAGGGGACUACCAGAGAGUGCGAUGGAAAUCGAGCCUACUGAAUAAACGGAUGCAGGGAUGCACACUGAUACAUGCCUUUUUUUUUCCUCGUAGAAAAAGGAUAAAAUUCUGGACGUUAUAGCCCCGUUAACAUUUGACCUGACCUACGAUCUCGUCCAUUCUCCUUCUUGCAAACUCUGUCCCAUAUUAAAUAACUACCAUGACCCUGAUCAGCGGUCACGUAGAAAAGAGGUAAGUCCCUUAUGUAGGGUAACAGAAAAUGUCAAAGUUCAUGUUUGAAAAUAAAUGUUAAAACGUUAAGGAGACUUGGAAAUUGGUGGAUCAUUGAUACCAGAAACUCUUGAAAACGUUAAUUAUGAAUUUCUUCAAAUAAUUAAUGGCUGCCGAAAAGCUUUUCAGAAAAAUUAUAAAGCUCGAAAAGAUGGAAUCAGAAGAUCAGAGUUUGAAGUUGAUAGGUAAGGCCUCAAAUGUAAACCUCCUUCUCUAGUGUUGGAUAUUUUGAAACUGAGAAGUAGCCGACUACUCUGCGAUAAGUUUAUCACAGAAUGUUUACUAACGUGUACCCUGAUUGUUCCCUUACCACAGGCUAAUUUCGUUAAACAAUGUGGACCUGACAAAGUUUGUGAGCCUGAUUUAUCUGUUACAGGAGAAAUAAAAACAUUUGGUGUACAUGGGUAAGUAAUCUACUGUUAUGUUCUUUUAGGCAAUUAAAUGUUUGGCUUUUUGUUUAGCCCAGUGCAAACGGACGCAACAUUGAUGGCCAACAACUCCCAUCAUUGUUGCCUGUUGCGUCCGUUUACACACCCUGUCGUGUUUUUUGGGUUUUGUUGGGAGUUGUUGCGCAAGGUUUGAAACUGGGGCCAAUUUAGUAAAACCUUUACACUUGUAAUUUACAAGCAGGACCGUUGUAUUUACAAGCCUAGGUGAAAAAGAUUUGAAUAAAGACAGUGAUAAGUGCAAAUUACAUGUGUCCGGCCUGUAGUUACAAGUGUAGGUUUACAUAUCGUCAUGUAGAAUAUGGUAGAAGUUUUUGCGAAAAUCCGACUUAUAUUUUACACGUGUCCAACUUGUAUAUCGCAAGUGCAAAUCACAAGUCGCAAGUCACUUGUAAACAUUGAGUACGCAUUUUGAAAAGGGUAUUUCUGCGGAAAAAAUGUCUUCCUCAAGCGAAGAGGAACUUGAUGAACUACUAAGACGUCAAAUUGUACAUCAACCACGAAAUUUCGCAGAAAGACGACCAUUAGAGAGAGAAGUUUCGUCUCCCUCUGGAUACCUUUGCUCAUCUAUUAGAAUUAAUAGGCUCGCAAAUGGAGCACAGAACGAGGCGCAAAGGAGCUUUGACUGCAAGACAACAACUUUUAAUAUUUCUUUAUUUCCUUGGAACAAACAUCUUUCUAUCCUGUUAUGCACUCUUGUCAUGAAGUCUCCACUUCAACAGUGUGGCAAAUCAUUCGUCGUGUUGUCCCUGCAAUAUUAACCCUAAAGCGAGAUUUCAUUCGAUGGUCUGAACACCCUCUCAUGGUUGCUGACGCGAAAUUCAGAGCCAUAGCAGCAAUGAGGCUUUCCCUGUGUGGCAGGAUGUGUUGACGGAACCCACGUUCUUGUCAACCCACCAAAUCAAGACGAAGACGCAUACGUUAACCGCCACCACACCAAAUCUCUAAAUGUAGCCAUGGUCGCAGGCCCAGAUUACACGAUCUACUUUUGCAGUAGUCGGUGCCCUGGAAGGUGGCAUGAUUGAAGGGUCCUAAGAGAAAGCACUCUUUGGGCCUGCUUUUGAGGAACGGGGGCGUAGACCAUUCCGGGGAGCCGUCAUUUUAGGCGACUCCGCUUACCCCUGCAACAACUGGUUGAUCCCCCCUUUCAGACGAGCCGUAGAGGGGUCUCGGUUUCGUUUUAGUGAGGCCCACAUAAAAACACGAAUUAUCUAGAUCUAAUGGGUCAUCAAGAAAAGGUUCUACACUUUACACACCGGAAUAAAAGUAAGAAGCGUGACCACAGCAGCCGAGCUUGUCAUGUGUGCCGUUAUACUGCACAACCUUUGUGUUCGAUUUAGCGAUAACGGCGAAGAUCUACAAGACGGAGCAGAUGUUAACAUCGUUGAUGAUAAUUUUGUGAUCGAACCGGGAAGAGUACAAGACGACAGAUGGCAGCAGCUGCUUAUGCACUUUCUGUGAGUGUGGAAAUGCACAAUUUAAAUCUACAGCUGAUCAAAAGGCAUGUUUUGACUGUUUUGAUUGCAUUGACACUGCAAUCCAAUCAGUACUUAUAUUUAUUUAUAUCUUGAAGCAAAAGCCAAUAAAUCUGGAACAACCAAGUGCAAUGAGGAGUAUCAUGAUUUUAUUACUAUAGCCCUCUACGCCGUUAAUGUCACUACAAAUCUUUGAAUUUAAGCAGCAUUUAACUAAAUUAACAUCGCUCUCUAGGUCCUUUUUCACCUUUUUAAUUUCCAGUCGAAGCUUGAUGCAUUUAAGCAAGAGCUUUCUCUUUUGUAGGCGUAAAAUCGCCCCUUCUAGUGACUGAUUAUCCCGGCCAUUUGUCGUUUUUCUUUAUGAUACACGCUCCUUCGUCUUCUUGAAUUUAUUCUAUUUUUUAAAUGUUUUAAACUAGAUGGCCCAAAUUAUAUCUCCCAAUUUUUUACACCUCGGUUAACUAAAUACAAUCUACGAGACAGUGGCUUAAAUGUUGUGCAGCCUCCAUAUAACAGCCUUGUCAUACACAAUUUAUACAUGAUUGCCCACAUGUGGAAUCAACUACCAACUGUCACCAAAUCCUGGAGCACUUUAGCACAAUUUCGUGCUCGCCUGAAUAAUGUUAAUUUCACAGGGUGCCAGUGUAUGAACUGUAUAUAAUUUAUCUAUUUUUACAUUUUUACAUACUCUUGGGCCAGUUUAUAUAUAUAUUUUUUAAUAUUUUAAUCACUUUAUAAUUACGAUUAGUCCAUUUUAAACUAUUUUUAAUGCAUGUACUUAGGUCUUUUAGCUUCUUUCCAAAAAGUAGUUUCUUAAAAUUUUUUCCCAAAAUUACGAUGUACUUAAUGAGUAGGUUUUUUAUAUUUGUAUAUGCAUAAUUCGCAUUUUAUCUUGUUUGGUAUUUUUAGUCUGUCGAGCGUUUUUAACAUGAGCCUCUGGCUCGGAAGAUUGUGCAAACACUUUCCACGUCUUCGACAUUAAAUAAAUCAUUCCAUUCCAUUCCAAUAUUUGUACCGACGCUGUUUAACUGCGUACGAAUGGUUUACCAUGCCUGUGGCUUUUUUUGUCACUUUCGAAGAAAACGGCGCCAAGACAACAGCCUUGUUGUCUCUUACUAGCUGAGCAAGAAGCAACUUUUGUUCUUCAGAUAACAUGCUUGAAAAAGAACUUAUUUAGCCAAGGAAACACAUCGAAAAACUUAUGUCCAUGAGCUACUGCAACGUGUUUAUCACUACAAGUGCAUUGAGUACAGAAUUUACACGUGUAAUCUACACUUGUAGUCUGACCCGUGCUACAAGAGUUAAUUCCGGCGUCAAAAUUUCCUUUAUUAAAUCCGUGUAUUCACAAGUGGGACUUAACAUGUACAGUGUACAAUUGAAAAACAUACAAGUGUAAAAGUUUUAUUGAAUUGACCCCUGGUCAAACUUUUAAGCCAACAACUCCUAACAUUUCUUUUGUUCCGCGAUUGCCGAAGGGUAGCGGAACAAUGUUGGAUCCAAUUGCACAGCGCUUCCGACAUUGUUUGGGCCACUCACAUGGUUUACUGACAAAGUCUCAUUGGUUGUAUUCUUCCGACGUUGCACUGCAAGUCCCAACAUUGUUGUUGCAUCCGUUUGCACACCAGUGCCAACACGGACGCAACAACUCCCAACAUUGUUGGGCCAACAAUGUUGGGAGUUGUUGCGUCCGUUUGCAUGUAGCUUUAGUGUGUCUGUAGCCUGUACACAGACGUUGUUUUAUUUUUCUUUUCGUUCUUUUGGAAAACAUCGGCGAGCUCGCGAGGGAAGCGAGCGCACGAGAACGAGCACAGAGCGCGUGAAAGAAAAAUAAAGAACUAUUUUCUAUUUUCUUCUUCACCCACCCCUACCCGUUUGCGCUGGCGGUCAAUAAAUCCCCUGUGGUUUAUAUUUUAUCACCCGCCGCGCUCGACUCUGGCGCUCGACGGAAUUUGAAGGGAAAAUAGAGGGCCUGUGAAGAGGCUAGUGUGUCUGCACAUAACAUCUUGUUUGCGGUGUUGGUGUACCCGUAACCUCGAUGCCAGUGAAAUGACCUGUAGUUCAAAGAACAAAAAUGACUCGCACUUCAUCUUUAUUUUAAAAUUUCGUUCCAGCGAUGAGCACAAAGAACUUCAUGUUGGCGAUGAUGACCAAAUGACAGUGUCAGUGACGGUGAUAAACAAAGCGCAAGACGCAGCCUACUCUGGAAAGGUCAUCGUGACCUUCCCUUCCAUAAUUUAUUAUGCAAGCAGUGGUCAGGUUAGUUGACGCACCAAAGUGCUGUUGAGACUCGCAACUGUGUGGUCUCAACUCUUUCACUUUCUUUGCUGUCAUUGUACGACUACGACGUGAAACUACCAAAUUUCAUGUUUUCUACAGGACGUGGACACAAGACAACGAUUUUUUAAUUCCUUUUUAAACUUAGCUACAGUCCUUUAGAAUUCAACUCCAGAAAAAUUCACCAACAUUUGAAAAUUUGAACAACAUCGAAUAAAGGCAAUGAAUUUUGAAACAGCGCGAGUUCACUUUUUAAAAGACGUUUUUCCCACCGUCCUCGACGUCGUCGUUGCUUAUGGCUCCCAAUUAUCAUGACCGGCGUCAACGUCAUUUCCAUCAUCAACAUAUCCCCGUCCUCAACGGCUUUUGCCGCAGCAUCAUUUCCACGUCACGUCAUCAUGUCUAGCACAUACGUCAUCAUUAGUUUUAUCAUCAUCGUCCUCGUCAUUAACAUCAGCAUCAUCAUCAUCAUCAUCAUCUUCGUCGUCCAAUUUAAAUUAGUCACUUUUGAGAAGGCCCCUGGGACUUCAACCACCCUUCCCAAUCCUUGAGUGAAUAACAUGGUUCGCAAACAUUUUUAUCUUAGGAUGUGCGCUGUUCCAAAGUACAAGAAGAUGAAAAAUCAGUCAAUGCUGAUGAAACAAAAGUUGACUGCCUUCUCCCAAACCCCCUCCACAAAAACUCUAAAGUAAGUUUCUUCUCUGUUAUGUUGUUCAUUGUCACAAACGUUGAAAUGAGUGAUUACCUGAGGCAAACUUGCGGUAUAGUUCUGUCGCGUGCGUUGAGUUAGACCUAACGAUAAGCUUGCAAAACGAAUCGUAUCGUGUUAUACGAACGCGCCCCUGGCGGCUUAAGACAGUUACGAGUUUUAUUUUUGACCCGCUGCAUGCGAAAGCUCCAACGUCCAAAUCGGUAGCCUGAGAAAACAGCCGAGAUUUCGCGACGCGAUCAAUGAUUUCCUCGUGGAAUGACGUCUGGGACAACUGCUGCGGAAAUUCUGAUGGAAAUACUGAUGACGUUUCUCCACCCAGAUCUCAGUGGGUAGUGCGUCUGAAUGGUUGCGCCGCAAUGAAAUUCUCUUCAGCCAAUAAGAAGAAGUGACAUCUUAUCCGUUUGGAAUUGCUGCGCUCGUUCCUCUGACGUAAUUUCGCGGGGAAGGUGAACCAGUACUGUGGUGGCAUCGCGAAAUGUCGGUUGUCUUCUUAAUAUGUUUGUUUAUGUCUUCUCAGGCCACCGAAUCGGCCAUCAAACAAUUUUACAAAGUGUGAUUCAUUUGAAACAAAGAGCGUUUUAACGGUAGUUAUUUUCUUCCAUUCCUAAACAGUUCGAUAUCAAAUUUGACACGACUCGAGUGACAGGAAACAUAAGCGAACUUGCCAUCCAUCUUGAAGCAACAAGGUGAAAAUAUGUCUGUUUAUGUCUUUAUGAAACUAAAUAAAAGGAUGGCUGUUACUGUCAGAAAGUUUGGAUCUUGUGUACUAGAUCGCGGUCGACAAUGAUGGUUGAUAUAUUGAAUGGGGAUCGACAAGUCGUCUGUCAAGUGUCGAGUCAAAGAGGAGGGAAUAUCUAUCAUCAUAUCGACCGAUACUCUGAUUAAUAACGAACCAUAGUCGACGGAUGUGUCCAGUGAGAUGUCGUUUGUAUGAAUGCGAAUUCACCCAAUUCCUAUACUCUGCCGAAACACAACCUGUUUUAAGGAUCCGUCGGACAGGAGACCGAAAAAAUAAACAAUGUUAAAUAAGACAAUCAAACAAUGCUGCUUUGGUGCGAAAAGAAGGAUUGAUAUAAUGGAGUGAUUAUUGAGCAAUUUAUUAUUAGAUGAGGCUGAGUAUGGUCUGAAAAAUUAUACAGAUCCACGAGGCCGUCAUUUCGUCUUCGCAAAACAUGUGAGAUUUUCCACCAUUUUCUCCAGCACCAGCAAAACAAAUGAGCUAAUGCAAACCCUUCCCCAGGGCCUCGGUGCCAUCACUUUUCUGGUGACAUCCUGCAUUAUUGACGUCAUUCUACUGGAUGUCGCAAACCUCUUCCAAAUUUGGUCAACGCUUGCUGGUUUUGAAGAAUUGGCCAUAGGAUUUGAGCCAAUCAUAAAACGGAGAAAUAUUUUGACAGAAAAAUAGUAUUUGUUCUCAUAGAAGAGUAAUGGUUUAGAUAAAACCGAACGAAUCAAAUUUGAUCUUUGUGAGUAAUGUUUGUUUUUAUUAUUGUCGAACAGUCCCAGUAAAGAUCCUGAUCCAUCUGAUAACAAAUAUUCCGUCAAAGUUGCCGUCAAAUUCGAGGCAGAUCUUAGCGUCGAAGGGUAAGCUAGACAGUAUUUUAAACACUUUAUCACUCAAAACAACUUAUCACAGUUUAACCUCCUUAAUAAGAAAACCAAAGGGACAGAACCAAGUGUAAGCAUCAGAGAGAGGUAGGGAUUGUAUGAAGUUUGGAACUAAUAGAAGAACCUGCAGUAAAGUUGUGUCUGUAUUAUGAAGGUGUCUGUGCCCAGAGAUGGACAUAGACGACGGGGACAGUGUUUUAAUUCUGAAAAGCUUUUUACGCUGAAAGAAAUAUUUGGCAAACUGUGGCAGUCUGUUGGUUUUAUUUAAAAGGUCGCUUUUGAAUAAAACCAAUUAUAGUUAUAACCGCCCUCACCAGUGUAACAUGGAACUUUACACAGAGGAAAAUGUCAAUUGGUGUCCUAACCAGUGCGACUACCGAAGUAUUCGUCGAGGUCGUUUAUAACAUUUUUUUUUGACAUGUGUAUUUCAGACGCGUUGCGGACCUAUUCAGUGGAAGGUUCUAGAGUAAUCUUGUGGUUUUAAACUUUUUCAGAUUGUCUAUACCGGAUCAAGUGGCGUACUCUGAAAAAACAAUUGAGGUGAAAAACCUCAUCGAUGUUGGACCUUCUGUGAAGAAAGUCAUAACGGUAGGUAAAGGAUGCAAGCAGUGGUCAGGUUAGUUGACGCACCAAAGUGCUGUUGAGACUCGCAACUGUGUGGUCUCAACUCUUUCACUUUCUUUGCUGUCAUUGUACGACUACGACGUGAAACUACCAAAUUUCAUGUUUUCUGCGGGACGUGGACACAAGACAGCGAUUUUCUAAUUCCUUUUUAAACUUAGAUACAGUCCUUUAGAAUUCAACUCCAGAAAAAUUCACCAACAUUUGAAAAUUUGAACAACAUCGAAUAAGGGCAAUGAAUUUUGAAACAGCGCGAGUUCACUUUUUAAAAGACGUUUUUCCCACCGUCCUCGACGUCGUCGUUGCUUAUGGCUCCCAAUUAUCAUGACCGGCGUCAACGUCAUUUCCAUCAUCAAUAUAUCCCCGUCCUCAACGGCAUUUGCCGCAGCAUCAUUUCCACGUCACGUCAUCAUGUCUAGCACAUACGUCAUCAUUAGUUUUAUCAUCAUCGUCCUCGUCAUUAACAUCAGCAUCAUCAUCAUCAUCAUCAUCAUCGUCGUCUAAUUUAAAUUAGUCACUUUUGAGAAGGCCCCUGGGACUUCAACCACCCUUCCCAAUCCUUGAGUGAAUAACAUGGUUCGCAAACAUUUUUAUCUUAGGAUGUGCGCUGUUCCAAAGUACAAGAAGAUGAACGAUCAGUCAAUGCUGAUGAAACAAAAGUUGACUGCCGUCUCCCAAACCCCCUCCACAAAAACUCUAAAGUAAGUUUCUUCUCUGUUGUUCAUUGUCACAAACGUUGAAAUGAGUGAGUACCUGAGGCAAACUUGCGGUAUAGUUCUGUCGCGUGUGUUGAGUUAGACCUAACGAUAAGCUUGCAAAACGAAUCGUAUCGUCUUAUACGAACGCGCCCCUGGCGGCUUAAGACAGUUGCGAGUUUUAUUUUUGACCCGCUGCAUGCGAAAGCUCCAACGUCCAAAUCGGUAGCCUGAGAAAACAGCCGAGAUUUCGCGACGCGAUCAAUGAUUUCCUCAUGAAAUGACGUCUGGGACAACUGCUGAGGAAAUUCCAUACUGGUGACGUUUCUCCACCCAGAUCUCAGUGGGUAGUGCGUCUGAUUGGUUGCGCCGCAAUGAAAUUCUCUCUAGCCAAUAAGGAGAAGUGACAUCUUAUCCGUUUGGAAUUGCUGCGCUCGUUCCUCUGACGUCAUUUCGCGGGGAAGGUGAACCAGUGCUGCUAUGUCUUCUCAGGCCACCGAAUCGGCCAUCAAGCAAUUUUACAAAGUGUGAUUCAUUUGAAAUAAAGAGCGUUUUAACGGUAGUUAUUUUUUUCCAUUCCUAAACAGUUCGAUAUCAAAUUUGACACGACUCGAGUGACAGGAAACAUAAGCGAACUUGCCAUCCAUCUUGAAGCAACAAGGUGAACAUAUGUUUGUUUAUGUCUUUAUGAAACUAAAUAAAAGGAUAGCUGUUACUGUCAGAAAGUUUGGAUCUUGUGUAUUAGAUGGCGGUCGACAAUGAUGGUUGAUAUAUUGAAUAAGGAUCGACAAGUUGUCUGUCAAGUGUCGAGUCAAAGAGGAGGGAAUAUCUAUCAUCAUAUCGACCGAUACUCUGAUCAAUAACGAACCAUAGUCGACGGAUGUGUCUAGUGAGAUGUCGUUUGUAUGAAUACGAAUUCACCCAAUUCCUAUACUCUAACGGAACACAACCUGUUUUAAGGAUCCGUCGGACAGGAGACCGAAAAAACAAACAAUGUAAAAUAAAACAAACAAACAGUGCUACUUUGAUGCGAAAAGAAGGAUUGAUAUAAUGGAGUGAUUAUUGAGCAAUUUAUUAUUAGAUGAGGCUGAGUAUGGUCUGAAGAAUUAUACAGAUCCACGAGGCCGUCAUUUCGUCUUCGCAAAACAUGUGAGAUUUUCCACCAUUUUCUCCAGCACCAGCAAAACAAAUGAGCUAAUGUAAACCCUUCCCCAGGGCCUCGGUGCCAUCACUUUUCUGGUGACAUCCUGCAUUAUUGACGUCAUUCUACUGGAUAUCGCAAACUUCUUCCAAAUUUGGUCAACGCUUGCUGGUUUUGAAGAAUUGGCCAGAGGAUUUGAGCCAAUCAUAAAACGGAGAAAUAUUUUGACAGAAAAAUAUAAUUUGUUCUCAUAGAAGAGUAAUGGUUUAGAUAAAACCGAACGACUCAAAUUUGAUCUUUGUGAGUAAUGUUUGUUUUUAUUAUUGUCGAACAGUCCCAGUAAAGAUCCUGAUCCAUCUGAUAACAAAUACACCGUCAAAGUUGCUGUCAAAUUCGAGGCAGAUCUUAGCGUCGAAGGGUAAGCUAGACAGUAUUUGAAACAUUUUAUCACUCAAAGCAACUUAUCACAGGUUAACCUCCUUGAUAAGAAAACCCAAGGGACAGAACCAAGUGUAAGCAUCAGAGAGAGGUAGAGAUUGUAUGAAGUUUGGAACUAAGAGAAGAGCCUGGAGUAAAGUUGUGUCUGUAUUAUGAAGAUGUCUGUGCCCAGAGAUGGACAUAGACGACGGGGACAGUGUUUUAAUUCUGAAAAGCUUUUUACGCUGAAAGAAAUAUUUGGUAAAUUGUGGCAGUCUGUUGGUUUUAUUUAACCCUUUCACUGCCAAAUGUGGCCAAAGGCAAGUUUCGACCAAAUUUCCAAAUUUCAUUUUCCAAAAUUGUGAGAAACAAAUAACAUUAUGUGAAAGUACAGGUAGAGAGCUCUCAUUUGAAUUGUCACAUCAGGGUUUCGUCCACAGACUCAAAAGUUAGAGUCACCUUACAAAACUCCAUCAAACACUCUGGCAGUGAAAGGGUUAAAAGGUCACUUUUAAAUAAAACCAAUUAUAGUUAUAACCGCCCUCACCUGUGUAACAUGGAACUUUACACAGAGGAAAAUGUUAAUUGGUGUCCUAACCAGUGCGACUACCGAAGUAUUCGUCGAGGUCGUUUAUAACAUUUUUUUUGACAUGUGUAUUUCAGACGCGUUGCGGACCUAUUCAGUGGAAGGUUCUAGAGUGAUCUUGUGGUUUUAAACUUUUUCAGAUUGUCUAUACCGGAUCAAGUGGCGUACUCUGAAAAAACAAUUGAGGUGAAAAACCUCAUCGAUGUUGGACCUUCUGUGAAGAAAGUCAUAACGGUAGGUAAAGGAUUCAGUUGUAGGGCAUGCUGCGGACAAUAGAGAUCUUUAGAUCGAGGUUUUACGGCAUUUCCCGCGAAUCGCGAACGUCAAUAACAUUAAGUCAUGUGACCAGGGCCUUGCCGUCAGGCUUGCGGUUUGAGGUUCACGUUUGGACGACUAGACCACGCUAAGUGACCAGGUGAAUGAUUUACCUGGAGUUUUUUUGCACCCAAAAACAUCACAAUUCCACGUUUGAGAGGAAAUGCUGCUUUUUAGAACUGUUUCGCUGAUUAAUUAUUAAAUUCUUUUUGAAGACAAUUUCUCAGCUAAAAUAGUGAGUGGAUAAAUGAAAACAAACGUGGCAGCCGCGAGCUACCACCCGCGAAUGUAAGUCCCAAAUAUGGGCAGACGGGUAUUGUGAAAUCGCUAACCGCAAACCGCUGUUUGCCGUUUGCAGUAAACCUUGGUCUUCACUAGCGCAUAAGCAUAAGCACAAGCACAUGUGUAUUGCAAGUGAAAACUGGGUCCGGACAUAAGCAUAAGCAUAUUAGCACAAGAAAAACGGACAAGUUCGUUCUUCUUGUGCUUGUGCUUACGCUUAUGUCGUAGCUUUGACUAGUGAAAACGGGGUCGACAUAAGCCCAGGUAUAAGCACAAGGCCGUGGACCAUUCAGAGGCCAUUUUGAUGUCCGAAGACUUCCGAAGAUGUUACGAAAGUCGAUUAUCCACAUAGUCUUUUCUUUUCUCUCUUUGGCUCUGGUUUGUUUGAAUAAUUAAUAUAUUUUUCAAAAUGUGUCAGUUAAUGCUCUAAUGGCUCAAACUUUUCUACCAGGCGUGACAAAUCGUAACNUUUUUUUUGACAUGUGUAUUUCAGACGCGUUGCGGACCUAUUCAGUGGAAGGUUCUAGAGUAAUCUUGUGGUUUUAAACUUUUUCAGAUUGUCUAUACCGGAUCAAGUGGCGUACUCUGAAAAAACAAUUGAGGUGAAAAACCUCAUCGAUGUUGGACCUUCUGUGAAGAAAGUCAUAACGGUAGGUAAAGGAUUCAGUUGUAGGGCAUGCUGCGGACAAUAGAGACCUCAAGAUCGAGGUUUUAUGGUAUUUCCCGCGAAUCGCGAACGUCAAUAACAUUAAGUCAUGUGACCAGGGCCUUGCCGUCAGGCUUGCGGUUUGAGGUUCACGUUUCGACGACUAGACCACGCUAAGUGACCAGGUGAAUGAUUUACCUGGAGUUUUUUUGCACCCAAAAACAUCACAAUUCCACGUUUGAGAGGAAAUGCUGCUUUUUAGAACUGUUUCGCUGAUUAAUUAUUAAAUUCUUUUUGAAGACAAUUUCUCAGCUAAAAUAGUGAGUGGAUAAAUGAAAACAAACGUGGCAGCCGCGAGCUACCACCCGCGAAUCUAAGUCCCAAAUAUGGGCAGACGGGUAUUGUGAAAUCGCUAACCGCAAACCGCUGUUUGCCGUUUGCAGUAAACCUUGGUCUUCACUAGCGCAUAAGCAUAAGCACAAGCACAUGUGUAUUGCAAGUGAAAACUGGGUCCGGACAUAAGCAUAAGCAUAUUAGCACAAGAAAAACGGACAAGUUCGUUCUUCUUGUGCUUGUGCUUACGCUUAUGUCGUAGCUUUGACUAGUGAAAACGGGGUCGACAUAAGCCCAGGUAUAAGCACAAGGCCGUGGACCAUUCAGAGGCCAUUUUGAUGUCCGAAGACUUCCGAAGAUGUUACGAAAGUCGAUUAUCCACAUAGUCUUUUCUUUUCUCUCUUUGGCUCUGGUUUGUUUGAAUAAUUAAUAUAUUUUUCAAAAUGUGUCAGUUAAUGCUCUAAUGGCUCAAACUUUUCUACCAGGCGUGACAAAUCGUAACACAGGCGUGAGUAGGCGUGAGAUCCAAGUUUUCGAUCCGCAGGCGUGACAAUCACGCCUUAGGCGUGACACUUGGCAGGUAUCCUCAUGCGAACAUAUCAAAAGCAAUAUAAAAAUAUGGCGAAAGAAGCGUCCGCCAUCUUGUUUACCAUCAGGUUGAGGAGAGCUGGUAUCGAGAAUUGAGUCAAAUAUGCCAUUCUGCGCAUGCGUAUGUCCUUAUGCUUAUGCUUAUGCGCUAGUGAAAAACCAGACUAUGACCAAACCUCGAUCUUAAGGUCUCCAAUUCAUUUGGAGAUAGACACUUAACCCUUUAAGUCCCGAUAGUGACCAACAUCAAUUUUCUCCUCACAAUAUCCAUAUGUUGCUAAGAGAAAUGACUAUGAGAGUUAAUAAAAUGAUCACCAAAGAAAAAAUGUUUUGAUCUGUUGUCAAACUAUCUCAACUAUUUUUAAGGAAAUGUAUGAAGGUCAGUAUUGAGAAUUUAUAUGUGGAUAUCGGGGCUUAAAGGGUUAACACCCUUUAACCCAGGAGUCAUGUUAUCAGUAGGUGGAACAUGAGUAUAGGGAUCAAUUCAGGUUUCUGGGAAACUGCCCACCUACCCCUCCAGUAAGGUAACAUUAACACUUACUUCUCACUUAGGGCAAAAUGAUGGCUUAGGGGAAGGGUAGGUGGGCAGUUUCCCAGAAAAAAUUGAUCCGAGUGCAGCCUUGAAUGUUGACAAUGACAGACGCCUCGACAACCACUGCUUACGUCAUCGUCAGAAUCAAAGAGAGACAAAGACUUAAGUUGCUAACUCCAUUCUAAAGAUUAGAGUCCAGCAUUUAUGUUUGCCUCAGAUACGCGCGUCCGCAUUACAUGGUGUGUCCGAUUCAAGGCAGCUGACUUGCUUUGUUCAUUCCGUCUUGUUUCUAGGUCAAAAAUAACGGCCCCAGUCCAGUUGAUUAUGCUGAGGUCACGAUCCUGGUUCCAAUCAAAAAUAGAUCACUAGAAGCACCAAACUAUGUUCUUUACUUGGUGGAUCUUCAGGUGAAGUAAUUAGUGAAAAUCUUGCUGUUGGCUGUCGCAAUUGGCUGAAAAUCUGGCGCCACUUUGUUUUAACCAAUCAGGGGUCAGACCAAAACCAAUCAUAGUGCUUUCCCGCGCUUUGUAAUUUUCCUUCACGCGCCGACUAAAUAAUUUACCUCUCUGCGUUGUGAUUGGCUAGAGUAAGUUGGUGUGUAUGACACUUGAUUAAAACUACUCUCAUUUACAGCAAACAUAAAAAUUAAGCACUGCUAAAAUUAGGAUGCAUGAGUAAAUCUUUUUGUUUCUUGGCCCGUUUUUAGAAAACGACAUUGUAAUGAUAUUUCUUGCUUUUCUUUUAACUUAGGUUCUUGAAAAUGCGGGUAGAUGUAACGUCAAGACCAAUCCUCUUAAUCUGAAGGUUGGUAUGUUAAUUAUUGGAAGUUGGUGUAUUAUAAGUGUUUGGAGGGGAGCAAACACUCCUAUUGGUGGAAAUAGAGAGAGUGUUACUUCAGAGUAGUGUGUGUUUGUGAGGGUUGGGUGAGCGGGGAGUUUAGUAUGACACUGUUUCUAAUUUCGAAUUGGGGACUCAAGUGUUAAGAAGUUGUCUUACGUCUCAUUUCACCAUAUUUAGGAUGGAAAUAACUCCACUUUACCUAACCAAGGUCAGUCUGUAUCUUCAGGGGGAAAACCGGCAGCCAUAACUGAGGAACUGGUAACAAAUUUUUCGUUGUCUAUCUAGUCUCUUACGCAGCCGUUUUUUGGAUUACCUAUAUCAAUGCUCCUCCUCUGUUAGCGGGAAAGAGCAUUGUGAGUUUCAUUCAUUCACUCAUACAUUCAUUCAUUCAUUCAUUCAUUCAUUCAUUCAUUCAUGCAUGCAUGCAUUCAUUUAUUCAUUUUUGCCAUUAACCAGAAAUACAAUGACAGUAUACAGAAAUUUAUAAUACAUUACAGAUAAUAUACAAUAUUCUAACAAAAUUAUUUACAAGAAUGUAUAAAGUGGUAAUGGCAAGGAAGCCUAUAUAGAAGCCGGGGGCAUACAAACUAUAGGCUUCCUGGAACUAUAGGGUAAACCAUGCAAGUUAAGGGUACUGAAUGAAAAUUUGGAAAAAAAAACAAAGAAAAGAAAAGAAGAGAAGAGAAAAAAGUUAAAUCAUACUUAAGGGCCUGCAUUGGAAUCCUUUAAUAGACAUUAUGUAUCAGUAUGGCGAAGUAAGACUUAUUUCAAAUGUGUCGACUCUAAUGCAUAUGGGCAAGAACAAUAGAUUUUCCUUAUUAGCAUUAACCCUUUAAGCCCUAGUAUCCACAUAUAAAUUCUCCAAACUGAUCUCCAUACAUUUCCUUGAAGAAUUAUUUGAGAGAAUUUGGUAAAAGAUCAAAUAUUUUUCUCUUUGUGAUCAUUUUGUUAAUUCUCAUAGACUUUGCUCAUGAUGGUCUAUAGAUAUCGUUAGGAGAAAAUUGAUCUUGAGCACUACUGGGACUUAAAGGGUUAAAUUCGUCACAUAUACAGCUAUUUCGAGAAAAGUUGUCGGAAAAAAUGUGCAAGCGACAAUCCCGAAAGGUAACAUGGGAUAUGAUCAAUGCACUGUUCCUGACACUAUAGCUGUCGAACCUACUUUUGUUGCUUUCUUUUAGCACUCGUAAACAUACGGUCCAUGGCCUCGUGUCAUUCUCUCUAACUUCUUUGAAAAACAGUGAUUUCAAAACCACCCACAAUACCUUUCGGGGAUUGUCGCGUGCACUGUUUCCGACAACCUUUCUCGAAAUAGCUGCAUCUGAAAUGAUAAUAAUGACCACGAAACGAAAUAAACAACAUGGAUCGAAAUCAACCAAUCACAACCUACAGACGUGACCUUUUGAAUCCGCUGAAGAGUGCCGAUUUUUCCUGAGAGGUCCGUUAGAGUGUGUGACGGAGGCGAAAAGCGUAAACGUAAAUUAUAAUUUUGACUUGAGAUCGCAUUUUAUUUCAAAGCGCGGCAAUGUUAGCAAAGAAAUUGCUGGUAGAUGACAAAAUACCAGCUUGUGUCAAACAAAUAUUGUCUCCUGGGUGUCAUAUGUAAAGUUUCGAAUACACAAAACAUUGUCUUUUGAAACAUUUUGGUUUCUAGAAAAACGUUUUCUAUCAUUAUUUACAUUUUGCGUGUUGUGCUUCGAGUAACUUAGUGUUUUUUUAUGAGCUGCUGAUUGGCCCACAACCAACUUUCUUGGAAUUAUAUUGUUAUUUUCCUGCAAUCCGAUUGGUCAACUUUGACUUAGUGGCCCCCGUAACAGUAGUCGCACUGUAACAUCCUCUCACGACUUCAAAAUCAUCUAGCUAAUCUGGCAUCGAUUCACAUUUCAUGGGGUGUCAGUAAAACUCGGGGUCGGGGCUGGGGUCGGGGUCUAUCGUUUUGCCGUUUUAGGGUAGGGUUGAGGUUAGGGUUUGGGUAAGGGUUAGUGUCAACCCUAACCCUAACCCUAAAACAGCAUUCUUUAAAAAACAAGAUAGACUUCGACCCCGCGUUUCACUGACACCCCGUUUCACGCCCUUUCACUGCUUUUAAUUUCGAAUGCCAGUCACAGUAACCACUCUUGAAUUUGCUUCUUUGUUGUCGUUUCGACCUGUAACUUACGUUAGUUUUUUUCCUCAGCCAUGCGAAUAUGACAGUUCCUUGACGUGCCUCGAGAUUCCCUGUUAUUUGGAAAGAAUGAAAAGAGGCGACCAAGUCCAAAUUCAAGUGACAUCCCGAGUCUGGGAGAGUACCCUUGUUAAGGUACUUGUUAUGAAAAUAAAAUGACUCGCCCCAUGAUCCCCAUGAUAGGGAAUCCAAAACAGUAUUGGAUUCUAGAUUCCAGGCCGUAAGCCACGGAUUCUUUGCCGGUGUUUUUUGGAUUCCGGAUUCCUCAAGCAAAAAUUUCUGGAAUCCGGAGUCCCUGACACUUUGCAAAAAUUAGAGUUGUUAAGCUAAAAAUUGGCUUGCUAUACUGUGGUUUCUUUUUGUUCUUACCUAUUUUGGGUUUUAAUGUGAGCCACAACUGCAUUUGUGGACAGAAAAAACUCCAUUCUAUAUUACAAACGCGCUCCUUUACCUUUCGAACGUCAUUGGUGUGGACGGGCGGUCGGUCGGUCGGUCGGACGUACGGUCACGUGGUUACCAAAAUUCUUGGAUGGGUAGAUUACCACAUUUAUUAGGUAUGGGGCUACGCUUGCGCGCGUGUAGAGCUCCGUUAUUAGAAUGUGCAUUAAACAUAGCUUUCAGAAACGCACACGCUCUUGCUUAUAAUUAAUGUGGGUUUAAUACUUUUGCUCUUUUUAUUUAUGAUUAUUUUGUAGGCCAAGGUUGAUUCGGUCAACAUAACAACCACCGCUAAAGUCACGCCAUCAUCUUCUGUUCCUGAGAUGAAAAAAGACAACAACGUGCAUAAGGUUGGAAGUCCCGCGCGCGUGACACGAAUACUCAGUAUUGCGUGACAAACUGAAAACAAGUCUGCGUAGAAUACUAGCACGCAUUUGAAAGGUUUCCCUUUGAAUGACAGUCAAAAAUGAGAUUAAAAAGAGACGAGAUUAUGCAGAGAUGGAACCACUCAAUAUUUUACAUUUAUUUGAUCCUCACUAUUUGCAAUUUAUUCAGAUCUUCACAGCAAGCAUGUGUGACAGGGUAGACUAGAAAGGGGGAUUGGGGAGAGAGGCCAAAGGACCUUCUCUUUUUUCCCGUCCUGUCUUCUUCUCUUCUUUCUGUGUCUGCCGCGCAGGAUAUCCAUAGUUUGCGUCUUUUGACUAAGUGAGAGCUUGCUUGCAGCCAAUCUCGUUUCCAGAGGCCGCGAUCCUUUCGUACAGCGACGGGUUGCCCCAUACGCUGGACAAAAGUAACGGAGGCUCUGGGAACGAGAUUGGUUCGCAGGUAACUCGCAGGUUAUAUGUUAAGAUUUCUUAACCUAGAACAUUUUUUCAUUUGCAUAUUUCUUGGACGUUUUAGCUGAAUAGGAAGCUUAAGCAAAGGCGUUUUUGAGUGACCGGAAGUGGAUGUUUUGCAUUCUUGGGGAGUGGUUUUGCCCACAUUUUCAGGCAUAUUGUCUCCAUAAGUGUAAAGACACUUCGCAAUACACAUUUGAUAGCCUCAAGGCAUAUUAAAAGGUAGCCGAGGGAGAGAAGCGAUGACCGGAAAUGCGUCUGCUGUUCGCAGGCUAAUUAAAAGGGGGAACAGGCUUUACUACCGGAACACGUGCAUCGCUCAAAAACGGCUUGAACUGCAACACCACAAAAAUGGUUUGCUCCAAUUGCUCAUUCAUUUGAAUUGUCUCAAUACACACACCAAACGUUUCUGCCAAAUUGGUGAUUUUCAAAUGUUGUUUUAAAAUCCUUGAGUUUUUUAUUUUUAUUCUAAGAACGGUUUCUUUUGCUGUUGUACAGAUCCAGCUUGUAGCUAAACUAGCAAGCCAUGUUACCGAAAAAGGAACCGCUGUUUGGAUCUAUAUUGUGUCAGUUCUCGGAGGCCUUGCUCUUUUGGCCCUUGUAGGACUUGCCCUUCAUAAGGUAGGU
Molecule: messenger RNA, 40228 nt
Organism: Porites evermanni
Lineage: Eukaryota; Metazoa; Cnidaria; Anthozoa; Scleractinia; Poritidae
Source: the annotation of a GenBank genome assembly